Messenger RNA from Mus musculus (house mouse), 8478 nucleotides. It is a transcript of the gene Purb, whose product is annotated as purine rich element binding protein B. Gene Ontology annotation, biological process: negative regulation of translation. Gene Ontology annotation, cellular component: nucleus; nucleoplasm. The record is from RefSeq and is marked validated. Bases 191 to 1165 code for a protein of 324 amino acids. The transcript has a single exon. NCBI's taxonomy places the organism in Eukaryota, Metazoa, Chordata, Mammalia, Rodentia, Muridae. Gene Ontology annotation, molecular function: single-stranded DNA binding; DNA-binding transcription repressor activity, RNA polymerase II-specific; sequence-specific double-stranded DNA binding.
GGGCCGUGCCGCACGGAAGCCGCGGGGGCGGGGCGCGGAGGCGAUGGGGGGCGGCGGCGACCGGCGAUGAGCGGCGGGCGCGCGUGAGGAGCCGGCGGGCGAGGCUGGGGGGCCCCGGAGCGCGAGCCGCAGGGCGGAGGGCGGGGGCGCGAGCGCAGCGGGCGGCGGCGGCGAGGCGGCGGCCGAGAAGAUGGCGGACGGCGACAGCGGCAGCGAGCGCGGCGGUGGCGGCGGCGGCGGCGGCGGGCCCGGCGGCUUCCAGCCCGCGCCCCGCGGCGGCGGCGGCGGCGGUGGCGGGCCGGGCGGCGAGCAGGAGACGCAGGAGCUGGCCUCGAAGCGGCUGGACAUCCAGAACAAGCGCUUCUACCUGGACGUGAAGCAGAACGCCAAGGGCCGCUUCCUCAAGAUCGCCGAGGUGGGCGCGGGCGGCUCCAAGAGCCGCCUCACGCUGUCGAUGGCGGUGGCCGCCGAGUUCCGCGACUCGCUGGGCGACUUCAUCGAGCACUACGCGCAGCUGGGUCCCAGCAGCCCCGAGCAGCUGGCGGCGGGCGCCGAGGAGGGCGGCGGGCCGCGCCGCGCGCUCAAGAGCGAGUUCCUGGUGCGCGAGAACCGCAAGUACUACCUGGACCUCAAGGAGAACCAGCGCGGCCGCUUCCUGCGCAUCCGCCAGACGGUGAACCGCGGCGGCGGCGGCUUCGGCGGGGGGCCCGGGCCCGGCGGCCUGCAGAGCGGCCAGACCAUCGCGCUGCCCGCGCAGGGCCUCAUCGAGUUCCGCGACGCGCUCGCCAAGCUCAUCGACGACUACGGGGGCGACGAGGACGAGCUGGCCGGCGGCCCGGGAGGCGGCGCCGGCGGCCCCGGGGGCGGCCUGUACGGAGAGCUCCCGGAGGGCACCUCCAUCACCGUGGACUCGAAGCGCUUCUUCUUCGACGUCGGCUGCAACAAGUACGGGGUGUUCCUGCGAGUGAGCGAGGUGAAGCCGUCCUACCGCAAUGCCAUCACCGUGCCCUUCAAGGCCUGGGGCAAGUUUGGAGGCGCCUUCUGUCGGUAUGCAGAUGAAAUGAAAGAGAUCCAGGAGCGACAGAGGGAUAAGCUUUACGAGCGACGCGGCGGGGGCAGCGGUGGCGGCGACGAGUCGGAGGGUGAGGAAGUGGAUGAGGAUUGAAGCAGGCAGCUUCCCGUACCGGCCUCCCCCAACCCCACCACCAUCCCCUUGGCUAGAGAGCGCCCUUUCCUUCUCGUCCCCAGUGAGCUAGUGGAGAGGGAUCAGGGGAGGCCGCAGACGAAGAAAACAAAAAAAAAAAUAAAAUAAUAUAGUUAAGAGAAAUAACCAUAAGAAAACAGUCACAGACAAUUAGAGAAAAGCAGUUAAGUUCCAAGGAACUGCCAGCAACCUGCAAAGAGGAGCAGCAUCUCCUCACCUGCGCAAGAGUCUCAGCUUCUGUUGUUUAAAACCGAGGUUCGGAAAUUCAUCAGGAAAACACUGGAAGGGAUAGAUAGAUCUUCGAGCGUCUGGGACCAAAACCACACCUGGGUUACCCAGACUCAUGCAUUGGGAAUAGCUGAAUUUGUGUUCUUCCUGGGUAAUCUGGUCUUAGGAUCCCUCCAGGCCUCACUACUAUCAGCAUCUAUCCCUUCACCUCCAUCGAAAUCAGCAUUUUGGAUCUAGGUCUUAGUGGAAUCUUUGAGAAGAAAGAGGCCUUUUGCAGUUACCCAGUUCUGAGGGUACAGGUUUAUGAAAAGGAAUGCAACUUUACACAAUCAUGGACAGGGCAAGAGAAGAAUUCAAGAAGCCAUUGGAGAAUUCGAAAAUUAGAUCCAUUUAAAAAAAAUGGUUUUGCAUGGAACCUGGACCAAGGCCCCUGUCUUUUCUUUGCAGAAUUGUUUUCCGGGAUGCAAAUGAAUUCAGAGAUCAAAGCUUGAACUAGAAUCCAUUACUAAAAUAGUUUAAAAGUUGGCAAUUUUUUUUUUCAAAAACAAAAGCAUUUUUACAAUGGGGAUUGCUGAGGUGGGCACAAGAAGUCAGGCAUAAAGCACAAAGUGGACUGUUUGAGUGGAUUGGUUGCUGCUCAUUAAAGUUCUUCCCUUGAUCUCUUAAGUAUGGAGGUCUUUACCAAGAAAUGGCUUAGCAUGAGUGGGAGCUGAAUCCCAGUGGCUCCACCGUAUGAACCAGAGAAUUAUGGCUAAUUCGGCUGUUACAGCCACUGGCUGGCUGCAUUUUAAACCUUAAAACUUGACUAUCUGCAAAAAAGGAACAGUGUGGCUACAAGCCUGAGCUUUAAUGAAAUAGACAUCCUCACAGAGAAGUUGGAAAUAACAGAACUGAAGUCUUAAUUUACCUUCAGUUUAAUCUGUGGAUUUAUUGAAAUACUGACGAUCCUCAGGUCCAGAAUUCCAGCAUCAUUUAUUCUUUUAAAAUAAAUUUUUAAGAACUUGAUCCAUCUUAUUCAGUACCUCACAAUCAAAGUUGGCAAAUGAUGGAUGAAUGAUUCAAGCGUUGCACCCGGUAGAAGCUGAAUCCAUUUGUGAAUGGACUGAAGUGAACGCGAAUGCUGACUCUAUCCUGGAAGCAUUUUUAUACCAUCUUGAAAUUUCAACAAACUGGCACUUGCCGGUUUAUCCAGCUGUCUUUCAAGAAUAAAAGUUGGGGUUUUCAAGGAUCGCCUCUUCUAUAUUUUAAAUGGAUUUUCAGUAUAAAUGAUUUUUCUAAUCAAGUUAAUCCCACCCCAUCAAAAGGUAUUCCUAGAAAUGUCAUAGACCUAGGCAACUUUGAAUUGAAUGGGAGCUAAUGUUCUUUCCAAAGUUUUUCAGGUAUCUGUGUGACACCUUCUCAAGAACCAGGAGGCAAGUAACCCCACCUCCACUAUCUUAGUAUUUUUUUUAACUGCAUGCCUGCCCUUUAUUUGAGCUGCCUUUUUAAUUUAUUGCAUAUCCUUUUUAUUAUCUUAUUUUGGUAUUAUUCAAUCUAUACAAUCUUUUUGUAUUUAUUCGGAAAUAAGUAAUAUACAAAAAGGUCAUUUUUUGUGUCUGUGGCUGAGAGGGAGGGAAAUAUUUGUGUAUAUAAAAUUAGGCUUUGAAAAAAAAAAUAGACUGAUUCAGAAUAUUGUUGAUCUUAGACUUAAAAAUGGAAGAGCCACAAACAUUGGUGCCCUUACAGACUAUUUCUCUACUCUCAUCAUCCACAGUAGAAUUUUUAAACAGAUUUUUUUAAUGCUUUUCUUUUAAAUUUUUCUCCGUUGCAAAGAAUGUUUCCUAAAUUGUAUGGGAGCAAUAGUAUUUUUGAUGUUCUAAUGACAUCCGUAUACUUGUACUGUAUUUUGUACUACAAGGCAGCUGUUUUCAAUAAUGUCCUGCUGUAUUUACCUAUGUGUUUUGAGUGUUUGUUUCUUUGCUGCGGAGAACAAAUUCCUACUUUUAGUAAAGGAGCUGAGAAGCUAGCAUUAGGUUUGCAGAAACUGUUUACAGUUUCAAACUCUGAGGCAGCAAUGAAAAUUAAGGUUGCAGCUCUUCAUUGAUUGCUGUAACGUUUUCAUUUUGAAAUCAUGUACUAUUCCUGUGUAGACCAACUUGUUUUCUUGCUUCAGUGGUUCUGUUGCUCAGCUGCAGUGAGCCAGUUCAAUUUUGCAAAGGUGCAGUACCUCUCCUUUUCAAGGGGUUGGUUUUUGUUUUUUGUUUUUCUCUUUUCUUUUUAUUUGGCUGAAUUGCAGUAACUAGCCUUGCCUUUCUAUUCUGUAGAAAUGACAGGGUCUUCACAAUCCUUCACCAGUGGCUACUAAGCUAUAAUUAGCUGAAUAGAAAGAAUGUGGAAGUGGUCUGAGGCAUAUAGAGUAUAUGCCAAGAACACUACCAUAUAUGGCAUCAGCUUUGGUUACCAGAGAAAUUUUCUUAGUCAUUAGACCAUAUAACAGUAAUAUAUCAUAUGUAAAUCUUUAGAUUUCAAUUUGAGAAUCCUCCAAAAAAAGGAGCAAAGAAUGCAUAAGCUAUGUGUUGGCAAAAGUAAUUUAUAUUAAAAUUUUGACCUGCCUUUGUAAGAUUAAGUGGUAAAUGUCAUAGUGGUGGGUUUUUAUGUCUUAACCAAUCUCUGAGGUUUAUUUCUCCUGCAGGGGAUGGUUCAUGGCCUCUCUUCCCACUGUAGGAAGAUAGCAGAAGGAUGGGGGUUAAUUGUAGCAUUUCACUGACCCUCAUCCAGGGACUAGGGACAAUAGAAAUCUGCAAACAUGGAGAGUCAGUCAUAAAUACUAGCUUUUUGAAGGCAUUGUUGGUCUUUGUUGAUUUCUGUCAGAAAAUGGCAUUGUACAAAUUAUGGGAAGCAACCAACUUUUCUGUUCUGUUUUUGAAGUGCUACUAUGAACGAUUCAGAGUGGUAUUUUUUUUUUCUUUUAAAUUUGGCAGAUAGCCCAGCUAAUGAAAAAUAGUCACAUUCCUGAGAAGUUGGAGCUAAAACUCCAAAUUAUUGUUGAAAUACUUGUUUCUACUGUAUGUAGAAAUGUAUUUUUAAGAAAAUCAAAGAGGAAAAAAAAAUCUAUGCAGAGACCCUACUACUUUGUGGUUUCUAUUGUCCCUACACAUCAUUUCAGCAUGUCUAUAAUGGCAGUUCUUGUCAGCAAGUCCUUCAGUGCAUAUGCUGCACAAAACAAAACAUAAAUCUGCACGGCACCAAAAACCAAACAAAAGCAAACCAAAAACCCAGACACCCUAUGUAUCUGUUGGAGGCAUGUAGGUGGUACAAAUGACUGUAGCCAUGAGCACACAUGGCUUCUUGUCAUGUCACUUUCCAUAAUUAUUUACUGCAAAAUGAUUGAGAGGCUUUUGGUGCAGGCAGCCAUUAGCCUCCUGCUUCCUUUGUUACCCCUGGAUCACUUUGCAGUAAAUUGCAGGUCUUUUAAAAGAUUCAAGCUUCGGUUUUCUCAAAACAAAACAAUUAUCCUGUCUUACCUGAAAAUGCAGGGUUGUGGGCAAAAGAGGCUGGUUAUAAUAAUGCCCUCAUAUUGAGUGGUCUGUAAAUGGCUGCACACUUCAGGCACUAGAGUUGCUGAGGAUGCUUUGUUAAUGUGACCUUGACUGGCUUUACAGGCGUGUAGAACAGUCUACACGGGCGACUAUUUGCAUCCAUCUUGUUGUUGAGGUGGAUGAAAAUAAGGAAAGACUGGAGUGUGUAAGUCAUGCACAUAAGUAUUCACUGUAAAUUUUAUUUUCAUUUUUAACCCAAUUAUGGUACUUUGUCCAAUGCACAACUGAUCUCUCAGUAGAUAUUCAUUUGAAAAUAGUGUGGCCUUGCUCAGUGAGAAGGGGAAGAAGUGACUUAGACUUGUGUUAAGAUGACCUGUUGGCUGAGAGUGGUCGUUCUGCAGCACUCUUAAUGGCAAGUUUUGAUUAGGGAGAGUUAAUGUUUUUGACCCUGAAUUGAGUUUUCUUCUAUUUUUAGGAAGUAUCAGAAUUGCUCUGAUGAGUAACGAAGUUGACUGCUUUGAUGUCCAAUCUCAGGUUUUAAAAGAUAGUGGUAUAAAAGCCCACUGUUACUAAUUCUUAAGACAGUUUUGAUUUAGUAUCCCCUAAAAGUCACAUGCAUAAUAAGGCCUGUUCAAAGAGCAGAGCCUCCAUCUUUUUGCUCCUUUUCCAUGUUGUACUUCACUUGAAGAGGUGUCAAGUGACUUUGCAUUGUAUAUUUCCAUUUUAACCCUGACAUAGUUCUCAAAGAUAAAGCACUUUUUGAACAUGAAAUACAUGGAUAAUGUGUGAUGUGGAUCAUGGUUUCUCAGGCCCCUAGAUAAUCCACUUCUGAGUAUUGUUCUAUGUAAGGAGAGUGGAGAUCUUUGCUAAUGUUAGAAAGUUUGUAUUCUUGGUUAGAAUGCACUUGCUAGUUUCCAAUGGAUGGGAGAGUACACGAUGCUGCACUCACAGUUUAAUGAGUUGCUUUCCCUCAGCCUUAAGGGAACUUUUCUUUUCUGUCCACAACAGCACUGAAGUUUUAGUAAGUGAAUGAGAUUAUCUGUUUUCAGGGUUGGUUUUAGAGUACUGUAAAUUAAUUAGCUGUCUUCCUAAAGAGUCGUAACUCCCUUCAAUAGACUGAAUGGUGGGUGUGGGAGGGGGGAUAGGGAAGGGAGAGAGGUAGUUUGUAGAAAAGAAAAAAGAAAAAAAGAGCUACAUUUACCUUAAAAUACAGAGAAAAAAAGGAAAAAAAAGGUCCUGUCCUGUCCUGUUGGAAAUUUAAGAUGUAAGGUGGAAAUGGUGAAGUAUUUUAUUUCCCCUGCUUUUAAUUCAGAAGACCUAAGUUAUUUUAAAAUAUUAGCCCCCCCCCCAAUUUUAAGAGAUAGCUAGACUCAUAAAAGGUGAAUUUUAUAGAUAUAUGACUUUGCCAUUUAAAGUUACCUUUUUCAGUCUUCAAUUUUUAAACCUAGUUUCAUUACUGAAGUAUUUAAUAAAUUUGUAUGUGAACAAAUGGGAGCCAGUCAUCAAUUUUGAAACUUAAAUUUGGAAAAUGGAAAAAAAAAUAAAAUUGCACCAUAAAGAUUUAUUUCCGCAGUGAUUCCCAUUUGCUGUGUGUACUCCUGACCCAAAUUAAGGCCUUUAUGAAUGUAUUUUAUAUUUCCUAAUGAAAUAGGAAAUAGCCACCAAUGUAAUCACAUAACUACUUUUUCAUUUGAAAAGCAAAUGCCUCUUAAAUUAGACAUUCCAAUUGGAAUAGGUAGAGCCAUUUUAAAACAAUAGUAAAUGCCAUAUUUGUAGUUUCAGUAGGACUUCUAAUAAAGAGAACAGAUCUUUGUUAGAAGUUAAAGCCUUUUUGUGAUUUUAACACUUUGAAGAAGGAUUUUAACUAUAAACAUAAGGUUCUGUGAACAGAUUUUAUGCCCACUACAUUACUGUCCCCUGGCAUGGAUAAGAGGGAUCAUUUUUGUCCUCUAGUAAAUGGGUCUCAAGUUCUAGAGAGAAAACAGUAGUAGGCCUUGCUCAGUGUCCACCAUGAAGUGCAGAAGGCACAGGUGUGACCUUUCCCCACCUUCAGGAACUCUUCACUGGCUAACGUUUUCAACACAAUUUUUAUUUCUUAAAGGCAAAAUAUUUUGUGUCCUGUGUUGCAAGAUCACAAUGGUUAGUAAAAUCUUAGUAUUUGGAAAUAGAAUAAGCUUGUUUCUUCCCUUUUAAAAUGUCUGUCUCAGAAAUAUAAGUCCAGGAAAGUCCAAGAAAAUGAGCAGGGGCAUACUCUGAGCAUGGUGUAUGUGGGAAUUUGGAGGUUUUGUAAAACCCUUUUCUCCAAGCCCAUGUCACUAUCCAUUGAACCAAAGUCCUCAGGAGUCUGGAAAGUCGGGAGGUUGGGCCAAAAGUCUAGAAACUUGGCUGUAGGUCAGCGUGACACACUUUUUUACAGAGUCUGUGGUUUUGCAUAUUUUUUUGGCAGGCAAGUAUAUUUUAGUUAUUUUUCUGUGACCUUGAUAUUUGAAAUUAAGAUUGUCAGUGUAUUUGGACUUUUUUUUUCCCCUGAAGUUAGAACAGUUGUAUUAGGCAUUUACUCUUGUGAAUCUUUAUGCAGAUGUCUUACCAGUCUUGUGAAUAAAGUGCAGAUGACAUACUUUGUAUUGUAGGAAUCUCACUGCCCAUCCUGUCUGCCAGUGGCUCUGUUAGGCUAGGUUCUUCACUCCAAAGCUGGGACUUAAUGUCCUUCUAGUUGGGAAUCUUCAGAAGUAAUUUGAAUGAGUUCAAACCAAAUCUUGAUAGCAGGAGACAGCUUCCUGGUCUAGAUGUACAAUUAGCUUAGGUUGGAAUUAAAGAGGGUUUGGGAAUGUCUUUAGUCUCUGUGUAAAUACCAACGUGCUUAUUAUGCAUCGUAAACCAGUGUGUAUGCCUGUGUAUGGGUCUGUAGAGCUGGUUUCUGCUUCAAGUGAAGCUGCACCUUUGAUUUUAUAAGGUCCCCUCCACCCGGAACCCUAUAAACGUUUGUAAAUAGAACACUAAAAUUUGUAGCGAUAGGAUCAAUUUGGGAAAUAUCUGCUGAGAGACCAAAAAGUUCAUUUUUUUAAGUACCUUGGUUAAAGAGUAAAGAUUAUUCCUCUUAUUUUUUAAAAGAAGUAUGCACUUUAACAAACACAGCUGCAUGGGCAAUUCAAACAAAUCCAUGAAGUGCAGUACCCAUCCAGAAACCACACUUCCUGAAAACCGUUCAAAGCAGAGUCCAGACGGGCUGGUGAUCUCACUGCCUGUAGGUUGAAGCUCAGAUUCUGAUAAAUUGUGAGACAAGCAGGGCUGCUUCAAAGAGCAAUGUGAAUACAGCCAGAAGCUUCAGACAGGUCUGUAAAAUGGCGGGUCCCGUAUUUACCACUAACUAGCAAAACUGACAGAAAAACUCAUAGAAAUAAAGUUAAGAAUCCUUCCUGCUGGUGUGCACUCCUUCCAAUAGCAGACUUUUGCAAAUGGAGUUUUACAGUCUAUAUUUAAAAAAUUGUAUGUUUGUAACAAAUAAAGUAUGCGGAAAAGUGAAUGACA